AUGACUUGGUUCACUGCUUGUUUCGGCCAGAAUGAUUCUUCCCAAACAGAAGAUAUCAAUAGGGAAAUUUCGAAUCUUCCGAACGCUAAAUUGUACAGUUAUAAAGAACUACAAACCGCAACUGAAAAUUUCAAUCAGGCGAAUAAGGUUGGUGAAGGUGGAUUCGGUUCUGUAUACAAGGGAAAGCUAAAUGACGGCACGUUAACAGCCAUUAAGGUUCUAUCUGCUCAGUCGGAGCAAGGCGUGCGUGAGUUCCUAAACGAGAUAGUUGCAAUAUCGGGAGUCGAACACGAAAACUUGGUCAAGUUGUACGGUUGCUGCACAGAGAGGGGCCAAAGAAUACUGGUUUACGGCUAUCUCGAAAAUAAUAGCCUCGCCCAAACUCUUCUAAGACGCCACAGUGAUUUGCACUUUAGCUGGAAAAUGCGGACUAAAAUUUGCAUAGGCGUUGCACAAGGGCUUGCUUUCCUUCACGAUGAAAUUCAGCCACAUAUUGUUCAUAGAGAUAUAAAGGCGAGCAAUAUUCUUCUUGACCGGGAUUUCACGCCGAAAAUUGCAGACUUUGGUCUGGCAAAGCUUUUUCCUGCGACUAUGACUCAUAUUAGCACGCGUGUUGCCGGGACCUUUGGUUAUUUGGCUCCUGAGUAUGCAAUUAGAGGCAAGCUUACAAGGAAAGCAGAUAUAUACAGCUUUGGGGUUCUGCUGCUAGAAAUUAUCAGUGGAAGGUGCAACAGAAGCAAAAGAUUGCCAGUCGAAGAACAAAAUCUUCUCGAAAUGGCAUGGCUAUUGUACGAGAAAAAUACGCCAAUCGACUUGAUCGAUAGAUCACUCAAUGGGGAUUUCAACACCGACGAAGCUUGCAGGUUCGUGAAGAUCGGGCUGUUAUGCACCCAAGAUAAGCCCAAGAACCGGCCCACCAUGUCUGCAGUCGCCAAAAUGCUCAAAGGCGAGACGUGUGUGGAUGAUGUGGAGCUGUCAAGGCCAGGCCUACUCGAAGAGCUAAUGACUCUCAAGGCCUCGAGCAAUGCCCCAUCAUCCACGUCGGGAACAAAAUCCUUGUCUUCUCAAAGCACAAACAUGACGUAUGCCACCAUGUCUUUCUCGUCUAUAUACGACCGGACUAAUUGA
Striga hermonthica is the source of this 1128-nucleotide messenger RNA. Lineage: Eukaryota; Viridiplantae; Streptophyta; Magnoliopsida; Lamiales; Orobanchaceae. The record is from the annotation of a GenBank genome assembly.